This is a messenger RNA of Cavenderia fasciculata, 2673 nucleotides long. It is a transcript of the gene cdc25, whose product is annotated as tyrosine phosphatase. Gene Ontology annotation, biological process: positive regulation of G2/M transition of mitotic cell cycle; positive regulation of G2/MI transition of meiotic cell cycle; G2/M transition of mitotic cell cycle. Lineage: Eukaryota; Evosea; Eumycetozoa; Acytosteliales; Cavenderiaceae. Bases 1 to 2673 code for a protein of 890 amino acids. Gene Ontology annotation, cellular component: nucleus; cytoplasm. Gene Ontology annotation, molecular function: protein tyrosine phosphatase activity. The record is from RefSeq and is a predicted model, not a curated record. The transcript has 3 exons.
AUGGUAGUUCACCAAAAAGAUUUACAACAACAACAACAACAACAAAAUAUUAACAAUAAUAAUAAUAAUAAUUCACAGAUGACAUUCCAUUCAUAUCCGGUUGGUGGCCAUCAUCAUAAUCAUAAUCAUCAUCAUGGUCAUGGUAUGAUUGAUUCCAUGCAGGUAUCGUCUUCGAGUGCUGCCGUUGCUUCUGUUGCCGCUGCAAUGUUGUCGUCAUCGUCGUCAUCGUCGAGUGCAGGACUAGACAUUGAGUUGAUUGACAAUGACAAGGAGAAUCUUUUCAAUAACAGUAAUACCAACAUGGUUAUUGGUGGCACCAACUCGACUGUCAACCUCAUGAUCAAACAACAACAACAACAAGGUGUUCCAAUUGGACACGGUACCAAUUCAUCUUCACCAUGUUUAUUAAACCCAUUUACAACUGCUGCCAAUGCUGCUGCUGGUUUGAAUAAUCCUUCUUCUCUCAAUAAUUCCAACUCCAACUCAAAAUAUAAUAAUAAUAAUAAUAAUAGCAGUAACAAAUUAAAAAGAGAAAGUAAAUCAUUAUCAAGUUCAUUACCAGUCUUGAGUAUAUUGAUGAGUGGUGGUGGUAAUAAUAUUCAUGGUGGUAGUCUUGGAUCAUCAUCAUCUAACAGUGGAGGACAACAAACACCUCCAACUACACCAAAAUUGUUUCAUUUUGAUGAUCAUCAUCUUAGUACUGCAUCACCAGACCUACAAAACCUUUCAACAACAUCAUCAUCAUCACUACUUGCAUCAGUUGUAGUGGUUGAAGAAAAGUCACAACCUGUAAAGAAACAUAGAAACUCUCAAAUCCUUUUCAACACUUUUAAUGGAUUGUCAAUGAUUGAUCAAGAGGGCAUUUCAUCGCCAUUGUCGCGAUCCGCCUCUGAUCUAUCAACUCUAAACUUGAAUAGCGGCGGUAAUCAUCACCACGACUCUGACAAUAUUCCCAUGUCUAGAUCACGUACAUUUUGUUUCGAGUCUACUCGUGGUGGUGGCAAUGGUGGCGGUAGUGCACCUUCAUCGGCCAGUAACAGUGGGUUCAUCCCAUCGUCUUGCAAAAAGUUGGAUUUUUCAAAUAUUUCCAGUUCUCUUUCAUCCAUCAAUACUGGUAAUAGUAGUAGUAGUGUCUCUACACAACUACCAGUAUGCUCAUUGUCAUCACCACCUUCACCCACAUUGUUUAGUAUUGGAUCGAGUUGUUUGAUGCCUAUUAGUUUCUCAUUGUCCAAGAGUUUGACCAGUUGCACUACCACCACUACAACUACUACUGCUACUGCUACAGCUGCAACUGCCUAUCCUGAUAGUCCAGAGCCAUCACCAUCACAGACACCUAUCAAGGCACAGUCUCCAAUGAAGCUAGUACGGUCUAGUCCUUCUAUUGCCAUUGUCUCUCAUCAUCAUGGUGUGUCCUCCUCUUCGUCAAUGAUAGAGUCAUCAUCAUUGUCAUCAGAUAUGAUGAGUCAAAGUAGUAGUCAAAGUACCAAUGAAUUUCUAUCAACUCAACCAUCCCUUUCACCACCUAUUCCUUCAACACCUGUGAUGCAGCAGCACCACUCCAACACACCAUCAUCGUCAUCACAAGGAAUGAACUUUGAGUUUUGUACAACAUCACCUUACAAGACACCAUCUAAAUCUGCCAUCUACCUUGGUACCACCAAAUCACCAACCAUUCACAAUUUAUCUUCAUUGUCCAACUUUCAUAAUAAUAAUAGUAACAAUUCUUUAUAUCAAUCUUCCGACUCUGUUUUUAAUGUUAAAAAACGUACAUUGACUUGUUUACUUGGUCAAAGUAGUAAUGGCAUUGGUUUGGGUAUGGGUGGUGGUAUGGGUGGAACAGGAACUACAUCUAGUUCAUCAUCUGGAUUUAUUACCCCUUACUCUACCAACAAACAUUUGGAUGCUACUGAUGAAAGUGAUCAUUCAGGUAUUAGUAUUCUUGGUGCAACAACCACAGCAACCACUUCAAGAUGGAUUAAAGCAUCACCUGAUAUUGUUAAAUCCAAACCACUUCCAUUUGAUAAUCCAUCUCCAUCACCCUCAUCACCUUCCUCCUCGAGUCAAACUGAAAUUACAAAUAAUAAUAUUAAUAAUAUUAUCAAUUCUUUACAUAAUGCCGAUGAAUAUAAAUUAAGAUUACCUGUUUGUAUUGGUAAAUCUGGUUUUAAUAAUAUAACUCCAGAAACUUUAUCAAAAUUAAUGGAUGAUAGAAAUAAUAAUAUAACAAUUGUAGAUUGUAGAUUUGCAUAUGAAUACAAUGGAGGACAUAUUAUCAAUGCAAUUAAUAUUCCACCUAGUUUUGCCAUUGAAACUUUGAAAACACACUUUUUCCAACAAGAACAUCUCUCGAAAAAUCGAAAUACCAAACCAAGUAUUAUCAUCUUUCACUGUGAAUUCUCGUCAAAGAGAGCUCCAGAAUGUUAUAAAAACUUUAGAUGGUUGGAUAGAAAACAUAACCCCUAUCCAAAUAUUCAUUACCCCGAUAUUUAUUUAUUAAGUGGUGGUUAUAAAAGAUUCUUUGAAACUUUUCCUGAAAAAUGUUCAGCAGAUUAUAUUAGAAUGGAUGAUCCAAGAUUUAUUGAUGAAAAAAGAAAAGAAGAUGAAAAGAAAAAAGAAGAAGCAAAGAGAAAUAGAUUUGGUAAAGAAAGAUCUCAAUCAUUCCAUAUUUAA